AUGAAACGUGGCAGCGGAGACAUCACCUACCCAACGCCGGCUCCCGUGCCACACGCCAUCGGGUCUGUCUCCAACGACAUCGCUCCUCCGACAACGACACCCGACCCGUCCAUGCCGUUCGCUGAGCCGGCCUCUGAGACGGCGCGCGAGCUCUGCACCGUGCCGACUCCGCUGCCUCCGACCUUGCCGGCUAUCGCCAAAGCGGACACGGGCCACCACCUUCUGCGACCCCCACUGCAUCCCACGUCAGGCGUCCUCAACGAACCACUGGACACUCCUGUGGCCUCUGACCCCACUUUGCCUGGCCCGCCAGUGGCUUCCUCACGAUGCGCAUCAUCGCCGGCUGUGCCGGAUCAUUGUCGCCUGCCGACAAGGUAUGCCACAUCCCCGUGCAAUGCACGCGUCGUGGCCCGUCCAGCACUCCAUCACUCGUGCGCGCACCCUAGUCCGUGA
Dermacentor silvarum is the source of this 453-nucleotide messenger RNA. RefSeq lists its product as uncharacterized. NCBI's taxonomy places the organism in Eukaryota, Metazoa, Arthropoda, Arachnida, Ixodida, Ixodidae. The transcript has a single exon. The coding region runs from base 1 to 453 and encodes 150 amino acids. The record is from RefSeq and is a predicted model, not a curated record.